Messenger RNA from Malania oleifera, 1077 nucleotides. RefSeq names its product chitinase 10. The coding region runs from base 15 to 899 and encodes 294 amino acids. Gene Ontology annotation, biological process: carbohydrate metabolic process; chitin catabolic process; cell wall macromolecule catabolic process. NCBI's taxonomy places the organism in Eukaryota, Viridiplantae, Streptophyta, Magnoliopsida, Santalales, Ximeniaceae. Gene Ontology annotation, molecular function: chitinase activity. The transcript has 2 exons. The record is from RefSeq and is a predicted model, not a curated record.
AUAAACAAUUAUAAAUGCGAACUCACAUGGCAUCGUCACCGUCCUCCUCCUCCUCUUCUAAUUCCCCCUUCCUACUUCCUCUUUCUCUUCUUCUCCUUCUCCUUCUCCUCCUUCUCCUCAUCUCAUCGUCGUCGUCAACGGCUGUCAAUGGCCGCGGUGGCGGUGGUGGUGCGUCGUGUGUGAUCAGCAGGGAGAUGUUCAACGCCAUUUUCCUGCACAAAGACGACGUCGCAUGCCCAGCCAGGGGCUUCUACUCCUACGAAUCCUUUGUGGCAGCCUGCAGGGACUUCCCUGCUUUCGCCGGCGUCGGAACCAUAUGGAUCCGAAGGCGGGAGGUGGCGGCCUUUCUGGCGCAGAUAUCCCACGAGACGACGGGAGGAUGGCCCACCGCCCCCGACGGUCCCUACUCCUGGGGCCUCUGCUUUAAGGAGGAGGUGAGCCCGCAGAGCCGCUACUGCGACGCCUCCGACACCCAAUGGCCUUGCCGCCCCGGCAGAUCCUACCAUGGCAGAGGGCCCAUUCAGCUCUCUUGGAAUUUUAAUUAUGGGCCGGCGGGCAAGGCGCUGGGCUUCGAUGGGCUGGGGAGCCCAGAAGUAGUGUCCAACAACUCGGUAACCUCGUUCAAGACGGCCCUAUGGUUCUGGAUGACGGAGCGGAGGCCCAAGCCUUCGUGUCACGACGUGAUGAUAGGCCGAUACAGGCCCAGCAAGGCGGACUUGGAGGCCAAUCGGACGGCUGGGUUUGGGCUGGUGACCAACAUUAUCAACGGUGGGCUGGAGUGCGGUAAGCCCAACGACGAGCGCGUUAACGAUCGCAUUGGGUAUUUCCGGAGAUACGCCCAGCUGUUCAACGUUACUACUGGGCCCAACUUGGAUUGUCAAAAUCAAAAGUCCUUCUAGAAGAGUCCUAAUAAUGAAGUGAGUGCUUACCACUAACCUUGGAAGCAUUGAAACACUCUUUUAGUGUAGCUUUCCGUUUUGACAAAUUAUGAUUGAGGCUUUGUUUGGAAGGGCUCCUUAUCCUAUUUGUAAGAAAUAAAGAAAAUUGAAUAAUAAAAUGGCUUUUAUAAUUAAUAGU